Molecule: messenger RNA, 1378 nt
Organism: Parasteatoda tepidariorum (common house spider)
Lineage: Eukaryota; Metazoa; Arthropoda; Arachnida; Araneae; Theridiidae
Source: RefSeq, a predicted model, not a curated record
GUAAUAAAAAACGCAUUAGAUUUGUAUUAUCAUGAAACAUUACGAAAGUUAAUGGAAAUCUGCUUUCAAAUUACGUUUUAAUAUGUUUUACAAAGCUAUUUUAUUAUGAUUUGAGUUUUUCUUCAGUUUAAAUAGAAGUAAUUCACAUGUUUCCAUUCUUUAAUGCACUAGUACAUUGCAAUUCGAAAAUAUUUUUAGAGGAGUCUUAAUUAGAUUGAAAAAUCAAACUACAUUUUAUUGCUAUUGAAAAACAAUGAAAGCACAGAAUAGAAUACUUCAGUGCUCUAAUUUUAUAAAAAUAAUUAAUUAAAGUUCUUGUUAUUCGAUAAGAAUAAGAAAAUGUUGUUUUAUUUCCUUGUCAUCGGUUCCUUAUUACAAGUGAUGAGCGUACAAUGCAUCAACGGCGAUGAAGUAAUUGAUGGCGCAGAGAAGGAAGACAUUGAUGACGUGGUUGAUUGGUCAAACAACGAACUCGAAAAUGUUCCUCAAAAAGAUUCUGACUUUUCAGAAAGAACUUGGUUUGAGAAGGAACGAGCUAAAUUAGAAUUAAUAAUAUCAAAGUACCAAGAAGAAUCAAGUAUACCAAAAAAAUUUCCUGACCUUCAAAAUUUCUUUCUGGAAGUCAAAACAAAUACGAAUAUACCCGUAGAAAAUGGUGCGAUUGAUGUUCUGAAUUUUCUAAAUGAAAUCAAAUCUAACGAGGUCGCACCUGCAAAUACUCUUACAAUUGAUAUUCAGAAGUUACUUAAUGAAAUCGAAUCUAAUGCGGAUAUACCUGAAGAAAUGGGAACAUUUAAUAUCCAGGAUCUCCUAAAUGAAAUGGAAUCUAAUACUGAUAUACCUAAAGAAAUGGGAAUAUUUAAUAUCCAGGAUCUCCUAAAUGAAAUAAAAUCUAAUACGGAUAUACCUGAAGAAAUAGGAACAUUUAAUAUCCAGGAUAUUCUAAAUGAAAUCGAAGCUAAUACGGAUAUACCUAAAGAAACGGAAACAUAUGACAUUCACAAUCUUCAAUAUGAAAUCGAUUAUAAUACAAAUAUACCUAAAGAAACUGAAACAAUUGAUAUCCAGUAUAUUCAAUAUGAAAUCGAAUCUGAUCUAAACGGACAUCACAGUUCAAUCUAUACAAUUCGAAAAACUGCUGGCUUUAUUGGUAUCAUAAUAACUGUUAUGCUUGCUCCUUUUAUCAUUUAUAAUAAAUUUAAAGCACGAAAGGAUUUAAAAUUAAGAUUAUUUGUUAUUUCAAGAAAAUCUGAGGAUAAGAAGCCAUUAUCAAGCGUAUAAUAUUCUAUAUAAGCAGUUUCCCUAGUUACGAUUUUUUGCAUUUUGAAAUUUUUGCAAUGUUCUGAAUUUCAAAUUAAAGUUUUUAUUUCCAUUGAAA